This is a messenger RNA of Brassica napus (rape), 1361 nucleotides long. RefSeq names its product probable 2-oxoglutarate-dependent dioxygenase At3g50210. The transcript has 12 exons. Gene Ontology annotation, molecular function: dioxygenase activity. Lineage: Eukaryota; Viridiplantae; Streptophyta; Magnoliopsida; Brassicales; Brassicaceae. The coding region runs from base 164 to 1162 and encodes 332 amino acids. The record is from RefSeq and is a predicted model, not a curated record.
ACCAGUCUUAAAAUACUGUGUUAACGUAAAUUGGGAAAGCAUAAAGUCCUCGCUAACAAAAGAAGAUAUCCUCGAAAGCCACGUACACACUCAUAACUAGGAGAUCAGAUAGAUUCUCUCUCUAUUUUACCAAAGAAGAAUCAGCUCAAGUAGAGAAAGAAAGAUGGCCACAGACUUCAAAUCCUUACCAGUCAUCGACAUCUCUCCUCUACUGCUCAAGUGUGAUGAUCCCGACAUGGCAGAGGAUCCUGGCGUCAUUCAGGUUGUCCAGCAACUGGACAGAGCUUGUCGGGACGCGGGAUUCUUCUACGUGAUAGGUCAUGGAAUCUCGGAGGAUCUUAUCAAGAAAGUCAGAGAGAUCACGCGUGAGUUCUUCAUGCUUCCUUAUGAAGAGAAACUAAAGAUCAAGAUGACUCCUGCUGCUGGAUACAGAGGAUAUCAGAGAAUUGGAGAAAAUGUAACCAAAGGAAAACCAGAUAUUCACGAAGCCAUUGAUUGUUACAGAGAGUUUAAGAAGGGGAAGUAUGGUGAUCUAGGCAAAGCCAUGGAAGGACCAAACCAGUGGCCAGAGAAUCCUCAUGAGUUCAAAGAGUUGAUGGAGGAGUAUCUAAGGCUCUGUACAGAUCUUUCAAGAAACAUCUUGAGGGGAAUUGCAUUAGCUCUUGGAGGAUCACCUUAUGAGUUCGAAGGAAAAAUUGCUGGAGAGCCUUUUUGGGUGAUGCGUCUUAUUGGCUAUCCUGGUGCUCCCUUCACCAAUGGCAAGCUCGAAAACGACGUCGGAUGCGGAGCUCACACUGACUAUGGCUUGUUAACUCUUGUAAAUCAAGAUGAAGACAAAACAGCUCUACAGGUGAGAAACUUGGGUGGAGAUUGGAUAUCAGCCAUUCCCAUCCCUGGAUCAUUUGUUUGCAACAUUGGCGACAUGUUAAAGAUACUUUCAAAUGGACUAUACGAAUCCACACUUCAUAGAGUGAUCAAUAACUCUCCUCUAUACCGUGUCUGCGUUGCAUUCUUCUAUGAGACUAAUUUCGAUGCGGUGGUGGAGCCAUUUGAUAUAUGUAAAGAUAAGUACCCUGAAGGGAGAGGAGAAUCACAAGUUUUCAAAAGAGCUGUCUAUGGAGAGCAUCUGGUGAGCAAAGUCCAGACAAACUUUGCAAUGUAAUGCAACAUAAAUUUCUCUCACCUUCUUUGUACACAAUCAUCAGUACUUCACCGUCUGGCUUGGCUUGUAAAUUAUAAUAAGCGCUUCCUCACGUCUGUAUUAUUAAUCAACACAAAAGGUUUUGUUCAAAUUCGUUUGAGCAUACCCAAUCGACUCAGUAAACAGUAAGUCAACUUAAUGAAUUAAGUGUGAGCCUCUA